Messenger RNA from Pistacia vera, 4522 nucleotides. RefSeq names its product pentatricopeptide repeat-containing protein At1g62910-like. Gene Ontology annotation, molecular function: protein binding. NCBI's taxonomy places the organism in Eukaryota, Viridiplantae, Streptophyta, Magnoliopsida, Sapindales, Anacardiaceae. The transcript is spliced from 8 exons. The coding region runs from base 577 to 1599 and encodes 340 amino acids. The record is from RefSeq and is a predicted model, not a curated record.
CCGAAAAGCAAUCAUCCGCCCCUGAACCUGGAAAACACUCUUCCUACAUGGCUUUGAGAUCCCCAUUUCGUUCGUCUUCAGUCUCUCGAAACCCAUCUCUGAAAGCUAAUAUUUCAUCUUUGUUAGCUCACUUACACAACCUCACAACUUCAAGCUCCAAUAAUGAAGUUUUGUAUUCUUUCGAAAAACGCCUUGAACGAUCCUCACUUGCUAAAUUCCUCGAAGAAAAUUGUCGAUCAGGUAACUUUACCCUGAAUGAAGCAUUGUACUUUUUCUAUUACAUGAUUAAUUCGCAACCCAUUUUUCCAAUUUCAUCAUUCACUACUUUGUUUAGUGCACUUGCAAAGAAAAAGCAUUAUUAUGAAGUGCUUUCGCUCUAUAAGUGGUUGAAUUCAAUUGGGUUGUCUCCAGAUUUAAUGUCUUUGACCGUUUUGAUGGAUUGCUUGUGUAAAAUUGAAGGGGUUUCUGAUGGUUUUGCGGUUUUUGGGGAGAUUUUGAAGAAGGGUUUCAGCCCAAAUGCUGUGAUUUUUAAUUGUUUGAUCAAAGGUUUGUGUGUAGAGAGAGAUUGUGGAGUCGAUGGAAUUGUUUCAGAAAAUGGUUGCUGCUGGUUGUAGGCCUAAUGUGAUCAAUUACAACACUUUGAUUGAUGGAUCGUGUAAAACGGGGAAGAUAAGUGUUGCCAUUAAGUUGCUUGAAGAGAUGGUUAAUGGGAAUAAAAAAUCUGGUAUUAUUUGUAGGCCCAAUGUUGUUACUUAUAAUACUAUAAUUGAUGGUCUUUGUAAGUCUGGAUUAAGUGAGAAGGCUAGAGAAUUGUUUUUGAAAAUGAAGGGUUCUGGAAUCAGUCCAGACACAGUCGCUUAUACCACUCUAAUUCAUGGUUUUUGUUGUGUGGGUGAUUGGGAGAAGGGUAGAAGUUUAUUUAUUGAAAUGAUAGAUCAAGGUGUGCAGCCUUCUGUGGUGACGUUUAGUGUGCUCAUAGAUGAACGUUGCAAGAAAGGGAAAUUGCACGAAGCAAAUAGGUUGUUGGAGAUUAUGAUUCAGAGAGGUGUGGUUCCUGACGUUUAUACUUACAGCAUUUUAAUGAAUGGAUUGUGUAAAACAGGGAAGAUAAGUCCUGCCAUUAAGUUGCUUAAAGAAUUGGCCAAGGGAAAUGAAGAAUCUGGUGUUAUUUGUAGGCCAAAUGUUGUUACUUAUAGUACUAUAAUUGAUGGUCUUUGGAAGGCUGGAUUAGUUAAGAAGGCGAUAGAAUUGUAUUUCGAAAUGAAGAGUUCGGGAACUACUCCAAACGUAGCCACUUAUAACAUUUUGAUCAAUAUGCUUUGUAACAAUGGACAACUAGAAAAGGCAAAUGAGUUGUUGUCACAUAUGGAGGAAAUAGGUUGUGCUCCAGAUAUAAUCACAUUUACUACGCUCAUGUUCGGUUUGCUCAAGAAUAAUAAGAUACCACAAGUUGUUGAACUCCUUCAUAAGAUGGUGGAGAGAAAUGUGAAGCCAACUGAAUGUACAAUGUCCUUAGUCAUGCAGUUACUAAUGAAGGCUGAAAAUUAUCGUGAAUGUUUGAACCAGCUUCCUCAAUUUCCGGUCCAAAAGCGAAAUUGAAGUUUACGUGAUAAAACUUUAGUGAGUAUUAUACUUUUUCUGGAGUAGGAUCCUGCAAAAGUUCAUCCAGCUGCCCAAAUGAUCUACUUUGGUUACAGUAAGAAAAAAGUUCAGAAAACACUUUCAUCUGUUCGAAUUUGAUAGGGAGGGUGAUGGGGAUGAUUGAGAAUGAUGGCUUCUCUGAUAAGACAUACGAUACGUGAUCUGUCUCUGUUUUAAGUGCAAAUAGUGCAGAUGGCAGCAUUGCAGGCCGCAUCAGCGUUUGCACAUGAAGUAGGUCUUUAAGGGUCUGAGGAUUAUUUCUGGUGCAAAUUUCAGUAAGCAGAAGUUGUAUCUGAGAAAUUGUUGAAUGGUUCUUUUUUCAACUAUGACAAUAAUGGUAGCCGCUUAAGUGCAAAGGAUGAGAAAUUUUGUUAUACAAACCUGUUUUCAACUAGGUUUUGCAGUGAAAUAACCGGAAUGGUGACAUUGCAGGAGACUGUGAAUGAUUUUUGACCAAAGUGACCAUUUGGAGAGAAAUGCCUGCCAGUUUGUGCAAGUUACAGGCACCCAGAGAACCUCAAGCGUGAAUGCAGAAAUCCUCCUUCAUGUUUCGAAUAUUGAAAAAGAGAUAUUGAUCAGAAAGUUGUUGGAUGAUGACUUUACUAAGGUGGGGCUUGGUCAGAAGGCUGGCAUUCUGCAUAAGGAUAUAACAAAACAUUGGAUUGCUAGAGAGCUGGUUUUGUUAGAAAAUUACAUUGAUCAAGCAAAUGAAAGGAAUUGCGUGGAAGAAAAUCAUUUAAUGAUGUAGUUUUUCAUACAAAAUUAGACUAUUACCAAACUGAAACAACAGUUUGUGUAAGCAGAAAGUAAUCAUUGGAAUGUUUGAGAGAAAGGAUGCCAAAUAGUGGAUUGCUUGUUGCCGCUUGAGACUUCAUCAGAACAAUUGUGGCUAUUGAAUCAGGUUCCGGAAGUAAUUGCAGACACUCAAGUUCCUUAACCUGCCUACAAGGACAGUAAAACAGAAGAAGAGCAUGAUGUUGGCUCACUUGAAUCAGCCCUCCGAACAACUGAAAAUCCUGGCUCUAAUCUUGAAGACAAUGGAAUUGCUUGCUGCUCAAGUGAUAUAAUAGAUGUUGCAGCUCCACCAUUAGAACCCUUGACUAGUAUCUUUGAGUCUGAUCAAGAAGAAGCAACUGUCGAUGAGACAACGGAAGUCAGGACCCUUUUAGUUGAGGAAACCGCCGAUGAGCCUGCAAUGGCAUUGGAACCAGGACUAGCUUCCAUUUCUUCUUCAUUCCAAGACCAAGAUUCUGCUCCCUCAGUACAACCGACUGCACCUCCUUUAACCAUGAUUCCUUCCCUCCCAGAUAAUUCUGCUAAAUCUACAGCAUCUUUGCCAACUUCUCCACCAGAUAUUUCCAACAUUUUUUUGAUCCCUUUAGUAGCUCCACAUCCCUCUUUUCAAGCUUCUGCCGGAAGCCAUGCUAGCUCUUUACCUUCAACCAAUCUAGAGAGUGAGGGCGCUGCACAAGAUUCAUUCUCGACUAUAGGUGAUGCUUGAGACUCCAUCAGAACAAUUGUGGUUGUUGAAUUAGGUUCCAGAAGUAAUUGCAGACACUCAAGAUCCUUAAUCUGCAUACGAGGAUGGUAAAACAGAAGAAGAGCAUGAUGUUGGCUCACUUGAAUCAGCCCAAUGAACAACUGAAAAUCCUGGUUCUAAUCUUGAAGGCAAUGGAAUUCCUUACUGCUCAAAUGAUAUAAUAGAUGUUGCAGCUAAAUUUUCCAGGCUCCUCCUUGUGUGAAUUAGUUUGUAUAUAAGAUUAUCCAAACUGCUUCUUUCUUGAAAACAGCUCCACCAUUAGAACCCAUGACUAGUAUCUUUGAGUCCGAUCAAGAAGCAGCAACUUUUGAGGAGGCUGCAACGAAGGAGAAAGAGGACCUAAGAAAGCAACUUCAGCAGAAAAAUGAAUGUAUUGCUUCUUCAUAGGAACAAGCCAGGAGUCUUGCGGAAUCAUUGUGAACAUCCAAAAAUGCUCUGAGUCAAUACAAUCAUAGAUUUGAUGCCUUGGAGAAGGAUAAGCAAAAAUGUGAUAACAUCAUGAAUGACAUUGAUGCCUCUUGGGAUAACUUCGAAGUGGAGAUCUCAAAGCUAAUAUGAGACUAAUACCAUACUUUCCAAGAGUGAUUGUUGUAACCCUUUUUUUUUUUUUUUUUGGAUGAUGCUUUUUUGGAGAUUAGUGAGUGCAUCAACCUUAUAACUUUGCCAAAAGGUUUUCGAGGUUUGAAUUUGGGGCGAUCCCUUUCCAUCAAAAAAUUCAAAGCUUGGAAAUCCACAGCUGCCUGCUUUCGAAAAUUUGACCGGAUGGAUUGGAAACCUUUAUGGUCUUACUUUUUCAGCAUUAUCAGAUUGUCAUGGCAUAGUUUCACUCCAGAAGGACUGCAUCUUUUGACUAGCCUCCAACAUGUAUCCAUCUGGGAAUGUCCAAGGCUUGAAAAUCGCUGCCGGAAAAAUCUCACCAAGGAUUGGUCGAAAAUUGCUCGCAUUCCACAUAUCUACAUUGGAUCAACUGAACCUAAGAAAUACAAUAAUGCAAGCAGCUCAUCUUGUUGAUAAAUGGUUAAAAGCAAGAGUUUCUUAAGGUCAUCAUCAUUGAUUGAGGUGUGUAAACUUGAAUUUAGUAUUUGGCUUUUUGCUUCCUCUGCAGAAACUUAGGGGAUAAAGUUGUUUUUCUCUCUUUUCUACUCAGGUUUUCCUUGUAAUUUUCGUUGCGUUAGACACAUUACGUUUGAGCCCAUGGUUAGAUCUUAGGAAAGUUUUGAAGAUGGAGAAGAACUAUUGAAAGAGGAAGAACACAUAAUUUGAAGAUGGUGCUGGCAAUAUGGUCAGACACGUUAUAGGAGACAGUGGUUGGACAGCCCCCAUGGCCAGUGUUUUUUUAGA